Molecule: messenger RNA, 5235 nt
Organism: Caenorhabditis auriculariae
Lineage: Eukaryota; Metazoa; Nematoda; Chromadorea; Rhabditida; Rhabditidae
Source: the annotation of a GenBank genome assembly
AUGGCUUUGAAUGCUGAAGACGUCGAAAUCAUCGACUUUCUUCGAGCGGAGGUGAUAAUUUGUUUUUCUUUCUUUUUUAAAUUCCUCAGUUUCCAGACCAAAGACUUGAUGACCCCAAAGUACGAUACGGACUUUAACUUGCUUCGAUGGGCUCAAGUGAUUUUAUGAUCAUUAUUUCGAUAAUUUUGGACUCCCAGGGAUACGGAUACGACAAGGAAGAAGCGCUGGCCGAGUUGCGACGUCAUCUGAAGUUCCGACGUUACUACGACCUCGACGACGCCGCCAACAUCGAAGAGCACGCCAUCUUGAAGGAGUACUUCCCGAUUGGCCUUGUUGGUUAGUGAUGAUCACUUUGAAAUCUUCUGAAAGGCCACAUUCUGUUUUCAAAAUAAUCUCCACAAAGUUCAAAAUUACUGGGAAAUUGUUUAGCAUUUCACAAACCCCUAUAGGGCCACUAAAAAUUGCAAAAGUGGCCCCUGUUGGGGUUUCAGUUAGUGGCCCCUCUAGCGGACAUGCUAGUCGAUAAUUGUUAUCAACUCUAAGCUAAGAAGCAUUUCCAUGGGAAAAACUGAAUAAAUAUGCGUUUUUUGAAUGAAAUUGAAAGACCCCUAUAGGGUCCACUUGAGCUUUAGGGGCUAUGGGGUCAGACCCUAUAACUUUAUAAGGCCCGCCUUCCUUUUACUCCUAUAGGGGUUGCUUUUUCCUCCUAACCCCUAAAGGGACCACUCUGGCAUUCCUAAGUUUUUACUAAAAUCUCAAUUCGAAACCUUUCUUUGUGAAACUUUUUUUUUCUUCACACGUAAAAAAUCUGAUUUUUCGAUACCAUCGCAACAUCAAAGGAAUAACAUUCAUCAAAACAUCAGAAUUUUACCAGUUUUCUUUUUUGGCCCAGGACCCUGCCUUCCGCAAAACCGGUUCUUUCUAAAAUGAUACAUUUUUGAGUAAUAACUCAAAAUGACGACUGGUUUCGGUCGGAAUUUUUGGUGUUCCUUCUAUUUUCUUUCGAAAAGUCCAAAAAAGUGUUUAUGAUCAGAGUGACCCCCAAAACGUCAUCUGAAGACACCAGGGAACUUUUUGUUGUUUCUAACUAUUCACAGAGAAAAAAUAAGAAACUUUUAUUCAUAUUCUCAAAAAAGGGGCAAACUGCAGGGGAAACCGGCCGAAACAAUCAGCUUUUGGUCAUCGAAUGUGCCGGCCGGAUAGACUUGAUGGGCAUUCUGAAAUCUGUUCACUUAUCCGAUUUUCUUAUCCAGAGGUUCUUUUUUCGAAAAAUUCAGGUCCAAUAUUGAUUGAGUGUUUAGGUACAAGUUUCAAGAGAAAAUGCUGUCGACGAUGAACGAACUUGAGGCGAGGAAUGGCAAGCAGGUAUUUUGAAAAAAAAAAGGGAAAUUCCUAACAUUUUCAUAAGCAUUUUUAAAACUCUGCUUCUUGAAGCUUAAAAAAAAGUCAUAGGUAACUAUUGCUAACUAUUGCUCCAGAUUGGAAGACGUCCAAGAACGGAAAUUAGGAAAAAAUUACUACGACUCGAGCAUUUCAUAAAUAGAAGCAAUCGCAAAAAUUAGUCCCAGAAUCUCAGAAAAUACCAAUUAUUGGUACUGUUAAAACCAAAAUUCUCAUAUCAAAAACAAAAUGAUGUUUGACUCCUUCACUCGGACAUUGGCAACGCGAAUCGGACGUGUCGGGGCAUUUCUAGUGACCCCUUCAGUAGCGUCAGCACUCUUAAGUGAUCCCUAGAAUGCUCAGAAACGUCCGGAACACGUCUUUCUCGCGUUGCCCUAGUUUAGAAUUUUGAAGGCUUUUGUAUAUUGGUAAGGGAUGGGUCGCCUUCUAAACCGUCGAUUUUCAAGACCAGGAGCUAUUGCGCUUCAGUUUUUAUAGAAUACAAAAUUAUUUUCUCUAAAUCUAUUUUUCCAAUUCGUUUCUAAAUGAAGCUUUUACAUGAAUCUCACAAAUAUAUGGGCAUAUUUUUGAGUUGGACAAGUAAAUUCGUUCUGAAUUGAAAGCUCAUAAUCGCGCUAAAAAAUAACUCGAUAUGUGAUGCUUCUUUCAUUUUCUCAUGACGUAUCCGACCUAAAGUUACUUACGCACGAAUGCAUCGAAAGUCAUUGAAAGAAGCUACCAAAUUCUUCUAGUAAUCUAUUUGAGUCAUUUGAUCAGCGACAAAACUUUCAAUAUAGAGCGAGCGAAUGGAAUAUGCGACUUUGAAAAACUAAAUGUCUUACCUGUCGAAAAAACCGCGUUAUUUUCCUUGAUUUUUUUUCAAACUGAACAAAAAGUGGUAACCUUUGUUUUGCAGUCCUCUGUGAUCUACAUCCUCGACCUCGAGGGACUCAAAUUCGAUUCGGCCCUCCUGAACAUCGUCACAGGUAAACAGCCCCAUUUGCCUUUUUGGUCACCGAAUUAACCGAUCAGAGAGCAGUUUUCGAAAAGAAACUAUGCAGAUCAGAUCUACUGCGAAAAAUACACCUCUGUUUUUGAAAGAGGAAGGGAAAUUUUCAUGCGUUUGAAAAAUUCAGAUCUUGGGAAAUUUUUUGAAGUUCGUUGUAUUAAGAGUCGUUUCUUUAAAUUUACGCUUCUCAUCGAUUUUCGCGCCACAGCCGACCGAACAAAUACGAAAAAGGAUUUAUAAAAUGAUUAAAGGCCCAUAUCGAAUCCUGUGGGCGUCCGUGUACACCAACUACCCGGAAUGGAUCUCGCAAAUGUUCAUCAUCAACGCGCCUUCGUUCAUGACCAUCAUCUGGAAGGCGAUCGGACCCCUGUUGCCGGAACGGACGAGGAACAAGGUCCGCAUCUGCACGGCCAACAGCGACUGGAAGCAGCUCAUUCACAAGGUACAUAUCCAAUGAAGUCGGAAAGGGUGGAAAGGGUGGGAAAGGCUUCAUAGAAAGGUCCCUUUCAGGGUGAUAAAGGAUCCUUUUUUGCUGCCAUUUUGCGUCAUUACAUCGGUUCUCAUGAACCAUUUUUUUUUGCAUCUCCCUUUUUCCCUUUGAAAUCACACAAAAAACGGAAGGCUCGAUGAACGGACUCUUUUUGCUGCCUUUUUUAGCGGCCAUUAUCCACCAUUCCGACUUUUCCCUUGUAGAGAAGGAAAAGCUGAAAGAAAUGUUUUGGACAUUUUUUUUUUACCUUCUAGGCUUCUAUUAUUCAAUUUUUCAUGUUUAAAGUUCUUCAAUGUGUAUAGGAAUGUUAUAAUGAACAUCAUAGAAAUCAUGGAGAACUUAAACCUGAAAGGAGAAGCUGGAAAAUGAUUUUUCUAUCAAUUUGUAUAAUUUCAAUCUUCAUUUGAAUUUUAUACUUUUUUUUCGUUAGGCUAUUGAGGAAAACUAGAAUUCGAGGUUCCCUCUCGGGACCAUUUUACCAACCCCUAUAGGGGCCACUAAAGGGUUUUUUGUCAGUGGCCCCUAUAGGGAACACGUUUGUCGAUUAAUUUCAUGAUCUCUAUACCAAGAAGCUUUUCCAUGCCAAAAACUGAAAAAUAGCCUUUUUGAAUAAAAUUAAACGACCCCUAUAGGGGCCACUUAAGCCUUAGGGGCUAAGGGGUCAGACCCUAAACGCCUAGAGGGACCAUCUUGAUUUUACCCCUAAUAGGACCACUUUUUCGGUCCCUAUAGAGGCUGUUCCCCCUCGUAAGAAUCGUAAGCCUGAAGUCAAUAUUAUAAAUAUUUUAACAUUUCUGAAUUUCAGUACGCCGACCCUGACUACAUUCCGAAGCACUGGGGCGGAAAUCUCGUCGAUAAAAAUGGUGACCCAAUGUGCAGGUUCGUGCUUAACUAUCUUCUAUAGUCUGUUCAGAUUUUGAAUGUCAAGUAGAAUGACGUCAUUCGAAAACGCUCUGUGGAUGGCUCGCUCUCUGAUUGGUUUAUCGCGCCAUUAGGGGGCGGAGCUUCAGCGAGGACUUGAAAUUUGAAAUCGGAACAGACUAUAAUCAUCCAUUCGAUUUAUAGAGACCGUCUCAACAUCCCCACCGAGCAAAUCCCGCGCCAGCUCUACUGGACACCGAACGAGGAGACGCCGGCCUGCUCCGAACUGACCUGCUCCAACAUCCCGGCCGGAAAGGCCGCCAUCUUCACCUACAUUGUCCCAGAACAACAGCAGCCCAUGUACAUCAUCAUCAACAGGUCCGUUUUUUCACAGUUCCUUUACCUCGCCUACUGGAAUUUUCUGUUAAUUUGCUCAAACAAUCUCCGAUGGACCGGGAAACGAACCCAUAUAGUCGAUAUGAAAGUUUUGGAAUAUUCAAUUAGGAAUUUCAGACUUAUCCCUAUAGGGGUUGGAGAAAAAAAAGCCCCUUUAGGGGCCGAAAAAGUGGUCCCUGUAUGGGUAAAAUCAAGGUGGUCCCUAUAGGGUUUAUGGUCUGACCCCUUAGCCCCUAAAGCUUGAGUGGUCCCUAUAGGGGUGUUUCAAUUUUUUUAUUUAAAAAAACGUUUAUUUAUCUAGUUUUCGCAUGGAAAUUCUUCUUCGCAUAGAGUUCAUAAAAAUUAUCGACUAGCAUGUCCCUUAUAGGGGCCACUAACUAAAACCCCUAUAGGGACCACUUUUGCGAGCCUUGGCGACCCCUAUAGGGUUGGAAAACGGAAAGUUUACGCAGAUAUCGACUAUAUGGGUUCGAUUCGCAGUUACUAGAAGAUUUUUUUCAAGCGAAAUUCCAGAAAGCCGAGUAAAAGUUGGUUUAUUUUCUUCCAUAAACCUUUUUUUUAAAUAUGAGAAUUCAGCUCUAAAACUUGAGUCACAUGCUUUUUCUGAUAACUUAUGGUUAGCAACUUUUCUUUGAUACAUUUUUUUCUAAAGCUCCUUCUCACGUUCUUGAAUCAAAUUCAUGAACUUAUUCAGAUUUUGCGAGAGGACCUACGGAAUGGGCAUUUGGUACAGCGCUGAGAAGGACGCCGACAAAUUGCCUCUAGCAGACUUGCGCGACUUUUGUCCAGACUUUGACUACCCAGGUGCUUACCUGUUGAAGUUUUUCACAAAAUAUUAUUAUAGGCAUGCCGACGGUGGAUUAUCUGCGAAUUCGUGUACCGGGAGGAGGCGUCUAUAAAGUCAAAUGGGGAAAUGAACAGGUGAUUUUUUUUUUGAGUGAUCUUUUUUGAAAUUCAUCUUCUUCAAAGCCUUCUUCUGUAUUUUGAUAAUUUCAAAAAAUCCCUUUUUCAGGCCUGGAUUAGAUCUGUUACGGUGUACCAUCGCGUGCGAUUCCAGAACGAAAGUGGCGAGAAUAUCAGCUUCAAGCAAAUUCAUUGA